UCUUUAGCUUUUCUAGCUAUUUUGAUCAACUGUUACGGCCACGUGGGUCAGAUGAAUUGUGCUUUCUCCGUAUUGGGGAAGAUUUUUAAGAUGGGUUUUCAACCGAAUACUAUAACUUUAACUACACUAUUGAAGGGACUCUGUAUCAACAACAUGAUUGGGGAAGCAUUGGAUUUCCACGAUGAGGUAAUUGCAAAAGGAUAUUUUUUGGAUGAAAUUAGUUACGGCAUAAUAAUCAAUGGAUUAUGUAAGGUGGGGAAAACCAGAUGUGCUGUCAAAUUACUCCAGAAGCUGCCUGGACUUGGAAUGAAGGCUGACGUAGUUAUGUACAGCACAGUCAUGGAUGGUCUUUGUAAAGAGGGAUUUGUGAGAGAGGCACUUGAUUUGUUCUCAGAAAUGAUUGACAAUGGAAUAUUUCCCGAUACUAUCACAUACACCACUCUCGUGGAUGGAUUCUGCAAAAUCCAGCAAUGGGAAGAAGUUACUGAAUUGCUCAAUGAUAUGUUUCGAAGAGGUAUCAACAUGGAUGUGACCACCCUUACUACAUUCGUGGAUGCAUUUUGUAAAGAAGGAAGGAUCAUAGAAAGUCAAGUUAUGUUUGCCAAAAUCAUGAAGUAUGGUCAUAAGCCUGAUGUCAUUUCCUACAACAGCUUAAUGAGUGGAUAUUGUAAGGUCAACUAUGUAAAGGAAGCAAUUGAAGUAUUUAAUAAAAUGACUAAAAAUGGUUUGAGACCAGAUGUGUUGAGUUAUAACAUUUUGAUUGAUGGGUGUUGUAAGAAUAAAAGAUUGGAUGAGGCCAUGUAUCUCUUUAAGAAAAUGCGUUCAAGAAAUUUGGUUCCCAGCACAGCAAGUUAUAAUUGUCUGAUUGACGGCUUGUGCAAAGCAGGAAGAAUCUCAUUUGCUCGUGAUCUUCUUGAUGAGAUGCAUCACAGAGGUCAUCCUCCUAAUAUAAUCACUUAUAAUAUCUUGAUACAUGCACUAUGUAAAAGGCAGGAUAUUGAUCGAGGAAUUGCAUUAUUUCAACAUCUUGUCGAAAAGAAUAUUCAACCUACGGUUCGCACUUACAAUAUUCUCAUGGAUGGCUUGUGCAGUAGUGGAAGAUUAAAUAAGGCAAGAGAGAUUUUUCAAUAUCUUUUGAUGGAAGGUCGGCAUCUAAAUGCUGUGUCCUAUACUAUUAUGAUCAAAGGACUUUGUAAAGAGGGUUUGUUUGACGAGGCAAAGGCCCUCCUUGACAAUAAAAUGGAAGACACCGACUACGUCCUAGACACGACAACUUUUACAGUUAUUAUUGGACAUCUUCUUGAUAAAAAUGAGGAUGAUGAGGCAGAGAAGCUUCUUCGUAAGAUGAUUUCUAAGGGUCGUUAAAAUGAAACAGGGUGCAACAGGUUGCACAAACGUACUUGAGUUUCUGAAU
Messenger RNA from Neltuma alba, 1414 nucleotides. Its product is annotated as pentatricopeptide repeat-containing protein At1g12775, mitochondrial-like. The transcript has 2 exons. The record is from RefSeq and is a predicted model, not a curated record. Gene Ontology annotation, molecular function: protein binding. Bases 52 to 1365 code for a protein of 437 amino acids. Lineage: Eukaryota; Viridiplantae; Streptophyta; Magnoliopsida; Fabales; Fabaceae.